AGUGUCUCUUUUAACGAGGCCGCUUUGUGCCGCUAUCCACAAUGAGUGCAACAAAGACACAGUCCCAGAAAGUUUUCGAAAAACUGAAAUCCAAACCGGCAAAUAAAAUAUGUUUUGACUGUGGCACCAACAAUCCCACCUGGUCUUCGGUUCCGUUUGGUAUUUAUCUGUGUUUGGACUGCUCGUCUAACCACCGAAACCUCGGCGUUCACAUUUCCUUUGUUCGCUCUACCAACCUUGAUCAGUGGCAAUGGGAACAAUUACGAAUUAUGAAAGUGGGAGGGAAUGAGUCCGCAACGAAAUAUUUCCGGUCACAUGGAGGGACCGCGGCUUUGGCCAGCAAGGACCCCAAAGUUAAAUACACGUCCGCUGCAGCAGUGAAAUAUAAAGAAGAGCUGAAACGAAGAGCACAGCUGGAUGCGCAAGAGUUUCCCAACGAAGUUGUCAUCAUUGAUGCUGGGCCAGCGUCUCAAUCUGACGGAACCUCCACACCCGCAGGCGAAGGCGAAGAUGACUUCUUCUCAUCGUGGGAUAAGCCAACCAUCAAACGACCAAGCAACCCUCCUUCGCGGACAGCCACCCCACCUGUAGUCAGCCGCACCGAUUCCCCGUUCCUCAACGCGGGCGCUAACGGUAAUGGAGUUUCCCGACCGAAAUCCCCCCUCUCCGGCUCAGAUGACAAAUCCCCAGUGUCAGACCCACCCGUGGCUGUUCGGUCAAAUCCUGCAGUUCGCAAGACCGCGGCAGUUGGCGCUAAGAAGGGCAGUGUAUUGGGGUCGAAAAAGGCUCCGAAGUUGGGCGCCAAAAAACUUAUCAGCUCCGAUGCAAUUGACUUCGAGGAAGCGGAAAAGAGAGCAAAAGAAGAGGCGGAACGUAUUGCCAAGCUGGGAUACGAUCCCGAAGCGGAGAGGGCCGCAGCUGAGGCGAAAAAAUCCGGAUCUUCAGCCUCCAAAAUAGCCGCCCCAACACCCGUCAGCCCCACCCGGGGUAGCUUUGGAGCCACCCGAAGCCACGAAAGAAGCUCCAGCGAAAUCGAACGUCUUGGAAUGGGUUUGGGCCGCCUGGGAUUUGGUCAAGUUGGAGCGGCAGCAAAAGCUCCUGCCCCUAAGAAGCUGGGAUUUGGAGCCACUGCCGCGUCCAAGGCUGCUGAUGACGAGGAACUAGAAUAUGCCAGACAGAAAUUUGGCAGCCAGAAAGGGAUCUCCUCGGACGAGUUCUUUGGUCGCGAUCAAUUUGACCCAGCCACUCAGGCCGAAGCCAAGAGCCGUCUCGCAAAUUUUGAAGGCGCCACUUCUAUAUCCAGCAAUGCAUAUUUCGGCCGUCCCGAAAAUGACCAACCAUCUACCGACGAGUAUGGCAAUUAUGACGACCUGGAAAGCGCAGCGAGAGACUUCGUGCGACGAUUUGGAGUUACGGCAGGCGAUGACUUAGAGAAUCUGACACAGUUUCUUGGUGAUGGUGCGGCUAAGUUACAAGGAGCCAUUCGAACCUAUCUCAACAGUUAGAUUUACGUAUCUGCAUUGUUCGAUUCUCUCUUCUUUUUUCCCCUCUGUUUCCCCUUGUGAAAGCAUACGACGAUACUUUCCCUUUUUCUUUCCCUGCAGUCAUCGAUUUACACAACAUUUUUCUCAGCUCUUUUCUCUAUUUUCUUUGGUUUGUUUGAUGGUGGGAUUCCGGCGGAUAGUGCAUAAAGAAAAGAGGACACCGGACCCAUUCGGCGAGAAAGCGGGGAUACGGGGACGAAAACGAAGAUGAUAUAGCCCCGACGACGUCUGGCUACUACAGGAGUUAAAAAGCAUUAAACUAAUCUUGUGAGAGUAGAAUACCAAAUUUGCGUUUUCGUUUUGCUUUGUUAUGCUUCGCUUUUAUUUUAUUUUAAUUUAUUUUUAUAUUAUUGUUAGUUUUUAAUUUAUUGGAGGUUCGCUGCAUUCAAAAUUCUCACCUUUAACAAGUUUAAUCUAUCUUAUUAUAUAUAAAAUACAUGUAUAACCGGGAAGCAUAGCCACCUUAGAAAUUCAAUUCUGUCAAAUGGCAGCCGAAGGGGGGAAUGUAUAAAAAUACAUACAAAUGAAUUAAAAGCCAAUACAAAAUAAAAUAGGAGACUUGCGGCUAUUCAUCCGAAAGACUCCCUUGGCUCUCAAUCACAAUUCCUAUAAAUUGCAUCCGCCAUUUUCACCACCUGGCUCAUCUCGGCGGUAUCAUGAACCCUCACGAUGUCCGCCCCACCUGCAACUGAAGCAGUAACAGUCGCCGCUGUACCCCAAAGUCUCUCGCUCGGCUUCUUAACACCCGUAACGCGCCCGAUGAACGCUUUCCGGCUCGUGCCCAACAACCAAGGCAAAUAACGUAAUCCGUCAAAUCUCUCCCGUAGCGACUGGAGAUUCCUCAGCAGCUCUAGAUUCUGCUCUUUGGCCUUCGCAAAGCCAAUUCCAGGGUCCAGAAUGAUCCGCCACCGCCGCACACCGGCGUUCUCCACAACUCUUAUUCGCUCCAUCAGUUCAUUGGCAACGCCGUCAACAACUCCGCUGCCCGUGCCAGUGCCACUACCAUGACCAGGCUUAUAUGCGCUAUAGUCGGUAAGUUUCAUCAUUGUCUGUGGCGUGCCGCGCAUGUGCAUAAGAAUCACCGUCUUCUGGAGUUUCGCCAUAGUAGCAGGCAUGUUAGGGUCCAGGGAAGCCCCAGACACAUCAUUGAUGAUAUCUGCUCCUGCAUUAACCGCCGCCUCCGCGACUGCAGCACGGUACGUGUCGAUGCUAAUGGCGACGCUGUUGGCUUCGGGGAGGGAGCG
Messenger RNA from Histoplasma capsulatum G186AR, 2788 nucleotides. RefSeq names its product GTPase-activating protein. The coding region runs from base 42 to 1505 and encodes 487 amino acids. Gene Ontology annotation, biological process: COPI coating of Golgi vesicle. Gene Ontology annotation, molecular function: GTPase activator activity. Lineage: Eukaryota; Fungi; Ascomycota; Eurotiomycetes; Onygenales; Ajellomycetaceae. The transcript is spliced from 6 exons. The record is from RefSeq and is a predicted model, not a curated record.